Miscanthus lutarioriparius is the source of this 171-nucleotide messenger RNA. The record is from the annotation of a GenBank genome assembly. Lineage: Eukaryota; Viridiplantae; Streptophyta; Magnoliopsida; Poales; Poaceae.
AUGGCCACAAGCGUCCCCAAGGAGACUUCUGACAAGCAGAUGGAGGAGGCCGAGGAUGCGGUGGCACCCUUGGUUGCUGCUGCGGCUGGGAUCAUCGAUAACAGGCUACUGCUGACCAACGAAUAUCUAGAAGAGGACGACUUCCCCACCGGUCCCCCGAUGUCCCUAUGA